Gallus gallus (chicken) is the source of this 5559-nucleotide messenger RNA. RefSeq names its product phosphoglucomutase 2 like 1 (gene PGM2L1). Gene Ontology annotation, biological process: carbohydrate metabolic process. The transcript is spliced from 15 exons. Lineage: Eukaryota; Metazoa; Chordata; Aves; Galliformes; Phasianidae. The coding region runs from base 317 to 2128 and encodes 603 amino acids. Gene Ontology annotation, molecular function: glucose-1,6-bisphosphate synthase activity; intramolecular phosphotransferase activity. The record is from RefSeq and is a predicted model, not a curated record.
GCCGUUACCCGCCGCGGCGCUGAGGUAGCAGCUCGGCGGCGUCCGCUCCUCCGCGGUCCGUCCUUCGUGCGAUGCGCGGUGCCUCGGUUUGAAAGCUGCCGCAUUCCGAAACGGACGCGAUGUGUGAACGCGGGACCGGCGGGGACGUGAAUUCCAACGUGCUGAUCUCCCACAGCACCGGCGACGCGCAGCUGGACAAAGCGGUGUGGCAGUGGCUGAGCUGGGACAAGCUGGAAGCAGCACAGUUGUAGAGAUGCUCUACGGGGAGACUUCAGUGAUCAGCAGUGGGUGUUCCCCCUGCUGUUAAACUAACACGAUGUGCCUCAUGAAAUUGCCAUGGCAGAUUGCCAUUUCCUACCUUGUGGACCUUAAGAACCAGAAAACAAAAGAGCAGAUUGAAAACUUGCUGCAGAAUGGAAAGCAUAAGGAGCUGCGGGAUCGCCUCUGCUGCAGGCUGACCUUUGGGACUGCCGGGCUCCGCUCUGCCAUGGGAGCAGGCUUCUGCUACAUCAACGACCUCACCGUGAUCCAGUCAACACAGGGCAUCUACAAGUAUCUUGAGAGAUGUUUUUCAGACUUUAAGCAGAGAGGCUUUGUUGUUGGAUAUGACACACGAGGUCAGGUGACCAGCAACUGCAGCAGUAAGAAACUUGCAAAGCUCACUGCAGCAGUCCUGCUGGCUAAAGAUGUACCUGUAUACUUCUUUUCAACAUAUGUCCCUACGCCCUUCGUGCCCUAUGCUGUUCAGCAGCUCAAAGCUGUCGCUGGUGUAAUGAUCACAGCAUCCCACAACAGGAAGGAGGACAAUGGGUACAAGGUUUAUUGGGAAAAUGGAGCUCAGAUCAAAUCCCCUCACGAUAAGGAAAUCAUAAAAUGCAUAGAAGAGUGUGUUGAACCAUGGAAUGGCUCCUGGAACGAGAACCUCGUAGACACCAGUCCUCUUAGGCAGGAUCCUCUGAAGAAAAUUUGUGACUCCUAUAUGGAGGAUCUGAAAAAGAUCUGUUACCACAGGGAGCUAAACAUGCAAACAAACUUGAAGUUUGUUCAUACCUCAUUUCAUGGAGUUGGACAUGACUACGUGCAAUGGGCUUUCAAGGCAUUUGGCUUUCAACCUCCCAUUCCCGUACCUGAACAGAAAGAUCCAGAUCCAGACUUCUCUACUGUCAAAUGCCCAAAUCCCGAAGAAGGAGAAUCUGUGCUGGAGUUGUCACUGAGGCUUGCAGAGAGGGAAAAUGCUAAAGUAGUCGUGGCCACUGAUCCUGAUGCAGACAGACUGGCGGUGGCAGAGCAGCAGAAUGGCUGCUGGAAGGUAUUCACUGGCAACGAGCUGGCGGCGUUGUUUGGGUGGUGGAUGUUUUCUCGCUGGAAGGAAAACUGCUCCAAAGAUGCUGAUGUGAAGAAUGUUUACAUGCUGGCGACCACGGUUUCCUCGAAAAUUUUGAGAGCAAUUGCACUUAAAGAAGGAUUCAACUUUGAAGAAACACUCCCUGGCUUCAAAUGGAUUGGAAGCAGAGUGAAAGAUCUCCUGGAUAACGGAAAAGAAGUUCUCUUUGCCUUUGAAGAGUCUAUUGGCUUCAUGUGUGGCACCUCGGUGUUGGAUAAAGAUGGUGUGAGCGCUGCUGUGGUCAUAGCUGAAAUGGCAGCCUACCUGGAAACCAAGAACCUGUCGCUAGCACAGAAACUCACAGAGGUGUAUGAGACGUACGGAUAUCACAUAUCGAAAACUUCCUAUUUCUUGUGCUAUGAUCCUCCAACCAUCAAGAGGAUAUUUGAGAGGCUUCGGAACUUUGAUGGCCCUCAGUCUUAUCCCAAGUUCUGUGGUGAUUACAACAUACUGCACGUACGGGACAUUACCACUGGCUAUGACAGCAGCCAGCCCGAUAAGAAGUCGGUGCUGCCUGUGAGUAAAAGCAGCCAGAUGAUCACUUUCACGUUUCAAAAUGGUUGUGUUGCCACCCUUCGGACGAGUGGGACGGAGCCAAAGAUCAAAUACUACGCAGAGAUGUGUGCACUGCCCGAGCAGAGCGACAGAGCUGUGCUGGAAGAAGAGCGUCAGAAGCUCGUGGAAGCUCUGAUUGAGAACUUUCUCGAGCCUGAUAAGAACGGACUCAUCUGGCGCUCAGCUUAGCUGUCCUGCAGCUGGUGUUGGAAGGAGCCACUGCGCUGCACCGCAUCCAACCAAGGAACCAAGAACAGAACUCUGUUUACUGUGUGCCUGUGUGUGUGUGUGUGUGUGUGUUCAAAACAAGCAGCUGCAUUUUUAUUCUGUAAGGAAGCAGAGUUCUUUUGUCAGUUGAGGUAAGCAGAGAAGGGUGGAAUGUACUGCCUGGAAUUUCCCCUGUAGUUUCCCCUUCUUUUGACCAAAGGCUCGCUGACCUUCGCAGCGCCAGCAAACUGCCACAGCAGGGUUAAAACAGUUGGCCUGUGGCCACUGACUCUUGUCUUAAACUGCUUUCAGGUAGCCAGGACGCCUUGGUUGGAAGCAAUCACCCCGAGCUGACAAAAAGCUCUGCUUCUUCGUAGCUGUCGUGUGUGUGCGUUGGUGGUGGUGUUCCAGCUCUUACUUCCCCAAUCCAUUCAAGUAGAGUUCAGUGCUUUGCAUACCUGGUUGAGGCAAGUUGCUCCAAUUGGACAUUUUCCGCUUAUUUCGUAUCCUUCUGUUGUUGGAGGUGCUCUCCGUGCGUUGUUUCUUUCCUGUGUGUAUCCCCAAACACUUGCUGGGGUGUGAAACAAUAGUGGCAACACACGCAGUCUGGUUUUUGGGUUACUCACUGCCUUCCUGGGGCUUCCAAAGGGACAGAGACCCAUUCACCUUUGGUUAAACUGCCUAUUCUGACUGCUGUGGGCUUUAUAACCCCUUCUUGUCCCACACCUCUGAAGGGACUGAAGUUACUUUUUUUUACUAAAGGUUUCAGACGUUUAAUAUCUUUGUAUGAAAACACCAGCUGGGGACUUGUUUGGUUGUGAUGUCAGCUGUCUAUUGAAGGAAACAAAACAAAACAGGGGGAAAGAAAGGAGAGGUGAGAUGCAGACACUCUCUGUUAUUGCUAUCUUUUACUAACUCGUAUUAUUUGUCACAUCUGACAAACUCACUCCUGUUAGAACAGCAGUUUGCCAAUACUGUUGCUCUUUUAAGGUGGAUUUUUAGCAGCUUCUCGUUGUCCGUUUCCUACCUUGGCUCAAGCAGAAAGCAAUCCUGCUCAUCACUUCUUUUCUGACAGAUGCUGAUCCAGAAGUGUGUAGAUUUCCCCCAGUUCUGAAGUACAACGACACGUUCAGGAGGAAUUGGGUAUUGAUGAUUGAGGAUAACAUUAGUCAACAUAAGCCUUCAAAACGAAGCCAGCCAUCUUCUGGACAUCUAUCCACUCACUGCACAGCAGCUAAACAAGAGGAACAGAUAAACCCAAGCACUCAGGUUCUGUAUUGAAGGUUACGUGAGGGGAACCCAGGAGGCACUGAGGUUAAAGGUGCUGUUUUGCCACUGUUGUUGAACCCCCAUUUGCCCUCCACCCCAUCGUGCCCUCUUUGUGGCUUCGUGUGCAUCGCAUCCAAACGGCUCUGAGGAGCAUCGGGUGUCUGCAUCUGUGCAGCGCGGGGUGUUGGUGCCCACAGCAGCUUUGCACUAUUAGCCGUGGGUGAGGGUGUGAAUGUAGGUGUGCUGCAGAAGGUCUGUGUCGCACAAAUUCUUGCUGAGCGCCCCUAUUUAUUUAUUUGUUAUUGUAAAGGAAAGCGUUCCCAAAUGGUUCCGCAACCGAGCGAAGUGUAUCCGAUGCCAAAAGGUUGGGUUGUUUCUUUUUCCCCUUCUUGACUGCACACGUGGCUGAUUGCACACGUUUACCCUGGGGUGUGCUCACUGCUCUGUGCAGCUCUGGGGAGGUGUCAGUGGUGUGAUGCCAUAUCCCCACCGCAGGGCUCAGCUCUGGGUCCUGCCCUGACCUGAAGGAGCUUCUGCCCCCGGGCAGCACACUCUGAUUUUGACUUGAGCAUCUCCUGGCAGUUCAGAUGAGAGCAGCUCACUCGUGUUUGUAUUUUCCAUCAGCAUCCUUAGCAGCUGGGUGCUGCUCGUGGUGUGAAUUGCCUGCACUGAACGUACAGCACCAGGAGUGCAGUGCCCGGGACUCUCCUCGUCCGUAGGUGAGCAGUAAGCUGUAGUUGUAGAAGUGCUUCUGGAAAUGACAGGCACAACAUACUGAAUGUAUUUUAAGGGUAUCAUUACUAUUGCUGUUUGUAAACUGCUGCUACCAUUGUUUUCCUGUACCACGUUGAACCGUUGGAUGUAUUUAUACCGUUCUACUUGAGGAACUCUUUCCUCCCUGUCCCCUCAUUGCUCUGACUGUGAAGGACUGUAACUCUCCCGUUGCAUUGCCCCGUGACUGUGUCAGAGUUUGUUGGACUUGUGCACAAUCUCCUUUCAGCUCUUGGCUGUUCUUUGCUGCCUUCCAGGCAAGAACAAAGGCUUUCCAGGCUCGAGCAGGAAGCGCUGUUCGAACAAAUGCAUUCUGAUUAUUGUUUACGAGGCUUCCAGUCACAGUGCACCUUUUGUACAGCUGCAGCCAUCAGCUUGACCUGCGAUCCAGCUGCCCGUGGUUUGUGUUUGUAGCAUUUAGGAGGGCUUCUUUUUGUCUUUUCUCUGUAUGUUGGGACAGACUCGAUCUCUAUCUCACUCGGGUGCGUGGCAGAACUCUAUUUCCAGGGUCUUGGAGGGGAUCUGUGUAAGAACAGGAGACUUGCCAGGCAGAGUUUGGUGUCUGUGUGAUAGAGCUUGCAGCCAGCUAUUUUAUUCUAGUAGUGAUGCAGUGUCCAGUCUGUGAUUUACAUAGCUUCAGGUGGUAUUCAUGUCUCCCUGCAACUCUAGAAGACACUUCUUACCGUGGCGUGAGUGAAGCAAAGGAAGGAGCGUGUCUGACAUGGCAGGGUUGCAUUGGAAGCCCAAAUGCAGCUCUCACUGCAGCUGCACAGCCCUGCUGUGUCUGUGGGCCUGUCUGCUUCCCCUGCCCUUCCUGCAGCAUGGACUCCAGCAGCAGAGAACAGUGCAGGAGCUGCAGUCCUGUCUGUGUAGGUCUCCUGAUGCCCUCAGUGCCUCAAGAGGGAAACCCCUGCUUGCAUCAUUCACCCAGGAAACAGUUAAAAUUCGGUCUUUUUCAGUUUCAGACACUGAGGUGAGGUGCAGAGCACUCCAGAAUUCACACUCCCUGCUCCAGCAUUGCUCGGGUAGCACCUCAUGCCCCUCUUUGGCUCCUGAGGGUUUCAGUUUGGUUUAGGAACGGGCCUGUUUGCAUGGUGAGCCCUGGAUUCAAGUCUGGAUGGCAGAUUCCUGCCGUUGCCUGCUCAGUGGCUUUGUAUGCAGGGUAGGGAAGCAGCCAGAGCUGCACCACUCUUAUCAGGAGUCCCAGGGAGUUCUGCAUCCGUGCCCUCAUUAUCCAAUGUCUGUUCUGUACAAUUAGGGCAUAUGACCGAGUGAGAAUUUGCACUUUUCUGAAGUAUUUCUGUGUGUAUUGCUACGUGGAUUUAGCUGAAUGAAGUGUUACAAACAAUAAACUAUUCUCUUGGUAGUCGCAA